This is a messenger RNA of Andrographis paniculata, 776 nucleotides long. RefSeq names its product PLASMODESMATA CALLOSE-BINDING PROTEIN 3-like. The coding region runs from base 192 to 776 and encodes 194 amino acids. NCBI's taxonomy places the organism in Eukaryota, Viridiplantae, Streptophyta, Magnoliopsida, Lamiales, Acanthaceae. The transcript is spliced from 4 exons. The record is from RefSeq and is a predicted model, not a curated record.
UUUCUUGAUAUCUCUGUAAUCUUCUUCGCUGCUCCUUCUCCUCUUUCCUUCUUUCUUUCUUUCUUUCUUUCUAUAACCUUCAUUUUCUGUCCUUUUCUGCUCAAGUUUACUGUACAAUCUUGAACAAAAACUUGAACUGAAAACCCACCAUAUUUCUUCAGAUUUCUUGAAACUCUUGGGACAAAACAAUCAUGGCUGCAUUUGUAGUGGGUUUGGUGCUUCUCUUAGCCAUGGCUGCCCUUUCAGAUGCAUCUUACUGUGUAUGUAACAGUGGGGCAAGUGACCAAAUUCUUCAAAAGAACAUAGACUAUGCUUGUGGGACUGGAGCUGAUUGUUCUGCAAUUCUUCAAAAUGGACCAUGUUAUAACCCAAACACUGUAAGAGAUCACUGUAAUUAUGCUGUGAAUAGUUAUUACCAGAGGAAAGGCCAGGUUGCUGGAAGCUGUGAUUUCCAGGGCACUGCCACUGUCACCCAAACACCCCCUGGUACAGGUUCUGGAUGUGUGUACCAGUCUAGUCCCAGCAACGGAGUCAGCACAACACCCACUGGUCCAACAAUGGGAGGAACACCAACCACUGGUGGCACAACUACAGUUCCAGGUUCAUCCACAGUAUCUCCCAGCGGCGGCGUCAGCCUCGGGCCGACGGGGAGUGGAUUUAGCAACACAGACAGCAGCAACGGCGAGGCGACGAUGAAGAUCCAUCGAAGCAGAAGCAGCAUCCUUGUGAUAGUGCCUGUCUUCCUAACUCCAGUAAUUUCUGGAUUAAUGAUGUAG